AUAUUAUUUUUCCAUCUCGAGUCAGCUGUGAAGAGAGAUCAAUUUGGCGGGUUCUCUCAACUUCAAACACUCGCGCUUUUUCUGCUGACAAUCUACAAGCUUUCUGCUUUUCUGGUCUCAGUCUCAUUCCAUCUCACAACCGUCUCGCAGGGUGCUUCCGUAGAUGUAACCCUCUUGCCUAGUUGAGUAAUUGAUGAAAAGAAGAGGGAGACCUUCUUGCAAUAGAUAAGGAGCCGCCUGCUGAGAGCAUUACGGAAACCCCGAGCAAGGGUUCUGUGGAGUUACAGCAGAGUGGACAGGAGGAGGCGGAGAGGGAAGAACCAUUUUUGGAUGACAGAGUAGCGAUAGAUGCGCACGGGAUGUGUUAGUGAUGGGGGCACCGCUUCUUGUGGCACCUGACGCAGUGGUGUUUAAGCCCAGUAAACCUAGAUUAUAAAGUGGUCGUCAGUCAGAAUUGUCGAGUUUAUUCUACUUGUCAGAUUAUCCCAAGAACCAUGAACAUGUCGCCUCCAGACCGCAGGAAAAACGUGCGAGAUUUGGCGUUGGAAAUUGGCAUUCGAGUUUUGCUUUUCGGAGUUUUUGUGUUCACAGAGUUCCUGGAGCCAUUCGAGAGGGUGAUCCAUCCGGAAGAGCUCUGGCUUUACAAGAACCCUCUGGUCGAGUCUGACCACAUCCCCAAGAGAGUCAUGUUUGCAAUUUCAUUCCUAACUCCCCUGGCGGUGAUCUUUGUAGUGAAGAUCAUCAGAAGGACAGACAAGACCGAAAUUAAGGAGGCGUGUCUAGCGGUCUCCCUGGCUUUGGCUUUGAAUGGAGUCUUCACAAACACCAUCAAGCUGAUAGUGGGCAGACCCAGGCCGGACUAUUUCCAGCGCUGCUUCCCAGACGGGCAGUUAAACGCUAAGAUGCUGUGUACUGGGGAGCCGGACCUGGUGUCAGAGGGCCGCAAGAGCUUCCCUAGCAGUCACUCCUCCUUUGCGUUCUCUGGCCUCGGCUUCACCUCCUUCUACCUGGCAGGGAAGCUGCAGUGCUUCACGGUGGCGGGUCGUGGGCGCAGCUGGCGUCUGUGUGCCAUGGUGCUGCCCCUCUACAGCGCCAUGAUGAUCGCCCUGUCCCGUACCUGCGACUACAAACACCACUGGCAAGAUGCGUUUGUCGGUGGAGUGAUUGGUAUCAUCUUCGCCUACAUUUCCUACCGGCAGCACUACCCUUCUUUCCUGCACACGGACUGCCACCUGCCGUACGCCAGUCUCACCAGCUCCACCCAGAUGCCCUCUGCCCAGGACGAUGCCCAGCCCAGCGACAACGCCACCUCGCUGCCCCUGGAGGGGAUGACUGAGGGGCCUGUAUGACUUCUGGCUAGCCGGACCCCCAUCGCCCCACUCACCCAGUCCCACACCCCACUCACACAGACAGACUGAUUUAACACUUAUACAUUCCAGUGGACAGUACUGUACUCUCUCAGUAACACCCCACCUCCCCUCUCUCUCUCUGCCUCCAUCCGGGUCGUUUGUUUAGUUGUUUCUGAAUCAGCACAGGAGCCUGGAUGUGUACACGUGAGUGUGUCAGUGCGUGCGUCUGUGUUCCUAUGGGAACAUGGGACAACACUGUAGAGCAAAGAAUGGUGAAAAGUAUUUGAAGAACAUUUUGAUGAAUACGAUGUGAAUAAUGUCCCUCAGAGCAGCAGGGAUGAAUAUAUGAUCACUCCUGAGUGUUCAGUAAAAUAGCACACUGGAAGCAGCAAGUGAAAAAUGAAGGAAAGACCUGCACACUGAAAUACUGCUUGUCCUACUAUAAUACUUUAACCAUGAACUGUACUGCACUGUAUGCCUGAGAAACAGCAGCUCCUGCAGAGCAGAAUGUGACCAUCAACCGCAGCCUGAUUCCAGUGGGCUUCUCAAUUGUUCUGACUGGCUUCACAUUAGCUGCUGUAGUUGAUCUGAUUUCAUCACUAGUGUGGUUGGUGUUCAGACUGCACAGCUGUCUGAAAUGUCACCGCAAAAGGCAAGCUGACAUGAGAUGUCACAACUCUGAAUGAUUCAUUAGACACAAGUCACCACAUCAAUAAAUAUGGAGGGAGCUCAGACUACCAUAUCUAAAUUGAAUACAAAAACAUAUCAGAAACUAUUUUAAUUCAGAAACGUAUCUAUGAUCCUUUCGGACAGUGGCCCUUCAUUUUUCCACACCACUCUUCUUGAGAGCUGCUGGUUGUCCAUGGCAACAUAACUAUGAAUAUAGAUGAAACCCAUUCUUUGGUAGAGGCAGAAAGGAAAACCCCCCCUCUGUCUUUUCAUCCAUUCCUUUAGUUCUUUAUCUCUGUCUCCAUACUAGU
Osmerus eperlanus (European smelt) is the source of this 2329-nucleotide messenger RNA. RefSeq names its product phospholipid phosphatase 4 (gene plpp4). Lineage: Eukaryota; Metazoa; Chordata; Actinopteri; Osmeriformes; Osmeridae. Gene Ontology annotation, biological process: phospholipid dephosphorylation; phospholipid metabolic process. The coding region runs from base 495 to 1349 and encodes 284 amino acids. Gene Ontology annotation, molecular function: phosphatidate phosphatase activity. The transcript is spliced from 7 exons. The record is from RefSeq and is a predicted model, not a curated record.